Molecule: messenger RNA, 937 nt
Organism: Lathyrus oleraceus (garden pea)
Lineage: Eukaryota; Viridiplantae; Streptophyta; Magnoliopsida; Fabales; Fabaceae
Product: protein MAIN-LIKE 2-like
Exons: 2
Coding region: 67-840 (257 amino acids)
Biological process (GO): meristem maintenance; meristem development
Source: RefSeq, a predicted model, not a curated record
UACUUCUUUCACAAUUUCAUCUUCAACAACAUCUUCCAAUUUCAUCUACACCAACUCCCCAACAAUAUGUCUUUACUCACAAUGGGCGAAGCACACAGAGGAACAGUUGCAAACAUCGCAACAUACGAUGUAUCAAGGUUUCGAACUCGAGUCCACGAAUUUGUCCCAAUGGACCCGAUGAUUCAACCUUAUGUUGAACUCGCCGGUUUUGGUCAGAUUAGCAAGAUUAUGUCUUGGUCUAUAGAUAACAAGUUCAUUCUAGCCUUAUGCGAAAGAUGGAGGCCAGAGACACACACAUUUUGGUUUCCAACCGGUGAGUGUACCGUGACGUUGGAAGACGUCUACAUGCUUUUAGGACUACGAAUUGAAGGCAAAGCUGUUAAUGGUAAGACCAACUAUGCAAAUUCAAUUUGCAUGGAGCUUUUAGAAACUGAUUUGUUAGAUGAUAAUGCUAGAGGUCAAGGUAUACUACUCUCACUCCUAAAGUCAUAUUAUAAUAGUUUAUAUUUAGAUGAGCAUUCUACCGAAGAUGCUCGAAUAAUAAAAACUAGGUGUUACAUUAUAUUGUUACUAGGAUCCUUUUUAUUUCCCGAAGGUAGUGGUUCUAGCAUGCAUAUUAUGUACUUACCUCUACUUAGACAUGUAGAUAGAAUAGGUAGUUACAGUUGGGGAUCCGCAUGUCUAGCCUAUCUCUAUAGUUCGUUGUGCAAAAACUCCCACAAAGACACAUCUACAUUUUCUGGAUGUGCUGUUUUGCUACAAGCAUGGGGAUGGUCAAGACUACCAUCUCUAGCACCGGUCAAUAACAACCCUUUCACUUUUCCAUAUGCAAAAAAGUAAGUUGUUUAAAUUGCUAUAUCUUUACUUACUUCCUUACAGUUUAGUACCUAUAACUAAUUUAUUUUAACUUUUUGGUGUAGAUGGUCGGCACGUGGUA